AUGAGGGUCCACCGGCAGUUGUGGCUGGUGUGGUGGGUGCUCGCUCCGUGUGCGUUGUGUUGUGGCCGCGGGUUUUGGCCGUUUCCCGUUGGCUGUAGAUAUGAGCUGGGGGAGAUGGAGGUGGAUGUGUUCUCCUCCUGCAUGGUGGGUGGCUGCUGGCGUUGUGUGCCUUCCUUGCGUGGAUGCCGUCUCGUGGUGCGUGAACUGUGCGGCUGGGCCUGCUGCCCUCUCCGCAUGUCGUCUGCUCUCUCUCGCUGUAUCCGCGGUGCCCCGUCCCUCUCCCGUUGUUGCAUUCUUUUCCUUCUGUCUCACCGAUCAGCUGACUGGCUCCAGCGACUCCACCACGGGUGA
Messenger RNA from Trypanosoma cruzi, 351 nucleotides. RefSeq lists its product as uncharacterized. The transcript has a single exon. The record is from RefSeq and is a predicted model, not a curated record. The coding region runs from base 1 to 351 and encodes 116 amino acids. Lineage: Eukaryota; Euglenozoa; Kinetoplastea; Trypanosomatida; Trypanosomatidae.